AUGGUAAGAACAAGUACAGGUCAUGUGACCGAAAGAGCUCUGCAUUGUAAAUAGACAGCAGGGGCCAUGCCUUCAUAACGUCUUUAAAAACAACCAAAAAGGUCACUUAUCCCUUCUCGGGGACUCCUUAUCACCCUACGAGGAUUUUCUGUUCGAUUCCGCUUCAGAACGUCUAUAGUGUUAACCGACAGCAUGUACCGGUCUCUGUACGCCUUUCGAUCCGCUGAGCCCAACUCGCUGCACUUCUCUGCCGGGGAAAGCUUCCUAAUCCUGGAGAGGAGCAACAAACACUGGUGGCUGGGAUCCCGGUGCAGCUCCGGUGAGACCGGUUAUGUCCCCUCCUCAUACAUCGAAAAGAUCCAGGCUCCGGAGCAGGAUGAAGUGUUGCAGUCCAUUGACAGAGCCAUUGAAGGCAUCCAUAAUGUUGCCCUAAAGAAUGGAGGCAAAUACAAUCUGGAGCAGCGGGAUGUUCUACAAAAGUUGAUCCAUCACAGAAAGGAGACUCUGGCACGGCGGAGCCUUUCUAGUCACUCGCAAGGCCUCCCAGCGUCCAACAGUGAAAUCUCCCUCAGUCAGACUCCUCCGCCGCCUAAUGGCCUUAAUCGAGAUUACGGAAAACAAGGAGGUGUGCCGCUAUCAGGGAGCAUGGACAGCAUGCACAGAGAGCCGGGCGUUUAUCAGGUGCCCCCGCAGCCCCGACGAGCAGCUCCCAUAACUCCGCCCCCUCCUGAGAAACAGCGGAACAGUCAGCGUGCAGAGCCGGACAUCCCCUCCAGAGUGUCCUCGCUCCCCCCGUCCCCGGUCCCGUCCCUCAACAUCAGCACCACCUCUUUAGAAUCGGGCUCCUCCCACUCUGCGGUAUCCUCUGACGUCAGCUUGCCGAGUGUCUCCAGCACCCCUCCUCCCCCGGUGCCAUCCCGCAUCAAACCCGCAUCAGACACCCCCCUUCAGAAUGCCCCGGUCAAGAAGAACCCGGCCCCUCAGCCUCCUCAACCAGCUGUCGAGGAUGAGCAGCCGGAGGCCGAGUGGCCGGUCGCCCCGCCGUGUGUCGCCGAGAGCCCCCCCGGCAGCCCCGCUCCCUCCGAAGCGGUUCCAUCGACCAUCGGUGCGGAGCUCAUCGAGCUGGUGCGGAAGAACACGGGCUUGAGUUACGAGCUGUCGCGGGUGGCUGUGGGGGUGGUGGUGGGACACCUGCAGAGCACCCUGCCUCGCGCCUCCUCCGCCCUGGAGCGGGUUCUGGUGUCGCUGGUGGAGAGCAAGGACUCCAGUGCAGCAUUACCGCGAGGUCAGGUGUGUCACGACGAGCAACGGCUGGAGGUCAUCUUUGGCGACCUCGCCCGCCAUCGGGACGACUCCCAGCAACGCAGCUGGGCGCUUCACGAAGACCACGCCCUCAUUGCGUGCUACCUCGAGGAACUCCUGAAGAUACUGACGGACGCCGAUCCCGAGGUGUGUAAGAGGAUGUGCAAGGCCACCGACUACGAGAACGUGCUCUCUCUCGUUUCCUACUACCAGAUGGAGCUCCGUGUGACUUUGCGCCUCCUGCUGCUCAAAGUGUUUGGUGCAAUGUGCAGCCUGGAUGCUGCGCUCAUCUCUACCCUCCUCAACUCCAUCCUCCCCAUGGAGCUGGCCAGGGACUUACAGACAGACGCACAAGAGCACCAGAAGAUGUGCUACACAGCCUUGGUGCUCACCAUGAUUUUCUCCAUGGGUGAACAGGUGCCAUAUCAUCACUAUGAACACUUGAACGCCGACUUUGUUCAGUUCCUGCUGGAUGUGGUGGAAGACGGACAUCCCGCCGAUCCCACGGAGCAGCUGCCGGACAUUUUCCUCAACCUGCUGCUGGCCUUCAACCUGCACCACACAGUGCCGAGCAACAACGUGAUCAUGCAGCAGCUGAAGAAGAAAAACGUGAAGAUUCUCUCGGAGAAAGCGUUGCUGCUCCUCAACAGAGGAGACGACCCGGUGUGCAUGUUCAAGCACAAGCCGCCCGCCCCGCACUCGGUGCUCAAGUUUCUGCAGGACGUCUUCGCGAGUCGAGAGACGGCCGACAUCUUCUACCGCACCGACAUGAUGGUGAUGAUUGACAUCGCCGUGCGGCAGAUUUCUGACCUUUCACCUGGAGAUAAGCUGCGGAUGGAGUAUCUCUCCCUUAUGCACUCCAUCAUGCGAUCGACGGACUACUUGGAGCACCAGCACCGCCUCUGUGACCUUCAGGGGGCGCUGCAGAGGAUUCUCAGGGAGGAGGAUGACCCGGGGGAGGAUGAAGGGAGCGCCACGGCCAAACAGAUGGAUAAGCUAAUUGUACAGCAGAUCUACAAGGAGUUCCCGCAGAUGAGCCAAGCCUAAAACUAACACACACACACACACACACACACAGUAGUCCACUGCAGGGAGGCGCAGUCUGGAAAAGAAAACUGAUGCCCGGAAUGCUGGGAAAUGCAAUCACUCAUGCCAGUUUUUCCUUGGACGAGUCGUCCACUGCUGCAGCGUGCAUGCGACGUGAUGGAAUUCGUACACAUGUGACCAUAUCGGAGUUAUUAUUUGAGCGUGAUGUGCUUGUUUGUUUGUUGGAGUGACGGGAAAAUGCACAAAAUAUCCGAAAAAAUUUAGUCCGAAACAUAAAAGUAGGCCAAAACAAAAAUGUGCUCCACAGUGACUUUGUAGCAAUAAUGAGCCCCUAUUCACUUAAGGCCCCAUAUUGGAAUAUUUUAAAGUAUUUUAAAGUAUUUUAAAGUCCCAUAAUAAAAUUUAGCCUCGACGAUGAAUUUAGAUUAGCUUUAAAAAAGUUUCCAUUAAUCCUACUUUGUGUGUCUGUACCUUUAAUGCUAAUUAUGAAGUCUUUCUUUACAGCCAAAGAUCUUUUACACACUGAAUUUAUGUCAUUGAAUUAUUUGUGUUUCAAAUUUCAAUCAAAUUAUACUGAAAAUAUAAGUUGUCUUUAAAAUUACAGUUGGUGAAAAUACAGUUUUUUACUUAAGAACUUUAUUUAUCCGUUAGGAACUUCAUUUUCACUUUUGUUCAGAAAGGUUCAGUGUAAAAAAAGGGGAAAAAAUCCACAUAAUUCAAAAAACAAAAAAAUCACACAAAUUCAGUGUCAGUUUUAGCCUUUUUUCCACUGAAUUUUUCUAAAAAAAAAUGAUUUUUUUUUUUAAAUCAACAACAUUUCAAAGUACCUACAUUUUUUUAAAAUCGAAUUUUCAGUAUAAAAUCAUGUAAAAAAAAUCACAUAAAUUCAGUGUCAAAGUCAAAAAGCUUGGUAAUUAAAAAAAAGAACCUUCAUACUAACGAGCUGUGUGUGACUCCAAGGAGCGCUAUCGUGCACUUUAUUUUUUUACAUCAAAUUAUACUGAAAAUAUAAAUUGUCUUUAAAAUGACAGUUGGUGAAAAUACAGUAUUUUAACUCUCAGUUGGGCAAACAUGUUACUUACUUACUUAAGAACUUUAUUUAUCCGUUAGGAACUUCAUUUUCACUUCUGUUCAGAAAAUCAACAACAUUUCAAAAUACCUACAUUUAAAAAAAAAUCAAAUUUUCAGUAUAAAAUCAUGUAAAAAAAAUCAGUUCACAAAAUUCCUAAACAAAAAAAAUCACAUAAAUCACAAAAUCUGUUCAGAAAAGUUCAGUGUAAAAAAAGGAAAAAAAUCUAAAUAAUUUAUGUUUUAUGGAAUGCCAUAAAACACACACACACGUUCAGGCUGAAUAAUCUAUCCACGUGAAUAUUCAGUGUGUGUGUGUGUGUGUGUGUGUGUGCACAGCUUUUGAACAUGCUUAGCCUUUUUUACAUUUAUUUUUAGCCUUUUUUUCCACUGAAUUUUUCUAAAAUUAGUUUUUAAACUCCCAUUUUUUGAAAUCUUUUUUUUUUUAAAUCAACAACAUUUCAAAGUACCUACAUUUAAAAAAAUAAGAAUUUUCAGUAUAAAAUCAUGUAAAAAGAAAUCAGUUCACAAAAUUCAUAAACAAAAAAAAAUAAUCACAUAAAUUCAGUGUUAAAAAGUCAAAAAAGCUUGGUAAUUAAAAAAAGAACCUUCAUACUAACGAGCUGUGUGUGACACCAACGAGCGCUAUCGUGCACUUUAUCCAGAGACAUGAACUCAACCACAUAUAGACAAACAACCAUUCACACUCACAUUCAUACCUAUGGACAAUUUGGAGUCGCUAAUUAACCUAGCAUGUUUUUGGAAUGUGGGAGGAAACCGGAGUACCCGGAGAAAACCCACGCAUGCACGGGGAGAACAUGCAAACUCCACACAGAAAUAGAACACGGAGAUUGGAAUUGAACCCUAGUCUCCUAGCUGUGAGGUCUGUGCGCUAACCACUAGACGGCCGUGCCACCGAGUAACAUACUAGUUGAAUAAAAAAUGUCCUAAAACUGUCGCGGGGGUGCUGGAGCCUAUCCCAGCUGUCUUCGGGCGAGAGGCGGGGUACACCCUGGACUGGUGGCCAGCCAAUCACAGGGCACAUAUAGACAAACAACCAUUCACACUCACAUUCAUACCUAUGGACAAUUUGGAGUGCCUAAUUAACCUAGCAUGUUUUUUUGGAAUGUGGGAGGAAACCGGAGUACCCGGAGAAAACCCACGCAUGCACGGGGAGAACAUGCAAACUCCACAGAGAUGCCCGAGGAUGGAAUUUAACCCUGGUCUCCUAGCUGUGAGGUCUGCGCGCUAACCACUAGACCGCCGUGCCACCGAGUAACAUACUAGUUGAAUAAAAAAUGUCCUAAAACUGUCGCGGGGGGUGCUGGAACCUAUCCCAGCUGUCUUUGGGCGCGAGGCGGGGUACACCCUGGACUGCCAAUCACAGGGCACAUAUAAUCAAACAACCAUUCACACUCACAUUCAUACCUAUGGACAAUUUGGAGUCGCUAAUUAACCUAGCAUGUUUUUGGAAUGUGGGAGGAAACCGGAGUACCCGGAGAAAACCCACGCAUGCACGGGGAGAACAUGCAAACUCCACAGAGAUGCCCGAGGAUGGAAUUUAACCCUGGUCUCCUAGCUGUGAGGUCUGUGCGCUAACCACUAGACCACCGUGCCACCGAGUAACAUACUAAUUGAAUAAAAAAUGUCCUAAAACUGUUCUUUCUUUCCUGAAAGAAACAAACAUUUCCGAGUGUAUUCUUGUAGAACUGACUUUGCCCCGCCCACCAAUGUGUCUUUACCCAUGAAGCUUCAAGUCAAGCAGAACAAGAUGAACGUGUUUUUGGCGCAUAUCAUUAAACAAGACGUUUAUCGUUCACUCGUGCUAAAGCUCCUCAGGCGUCACAGUGGUUGACUUUUGCAUCUUAAGGGACCGGAGUGUUUGCUUUCCCACAAUGCUGCGAGUGUCCAUAGAACCUUGGACUGUCGCUUCUGCACUUACCGCGCUAACAUGCUAACGAGCUAACAUGGCAACCCUUUCUCUUUAUCGCCCACUGCAACCCCAAGAAGUUAUUCAAGUUUAUUGACUAAUAAUAAUUUAACAUAUUUUACUUCACGUUGUAUUGUGAUUGGUGGUGUUUUCUCUUACGUUGCCAGUUAACAGGAUCUAUUUGUUUGUAUGUCUGUGACAUGCGUACAUGAUUCUAAUAUUGUUGGAUAUCAUCGCUUCAGGAUAUCAGAUUUUAUAUUAUGUUCAAAUAUCCAUUAGUUGUAUGUUUACAGACAGUGUCUUUAACUCCAAUAUCAUGCAAGAGGAAAACUAAUAAAGUUAUUUUUAAAAGUGGAACUUGUUUGCUUGGCGUAUUUGGUAAAUUGACACAUUACAUCGGAAUAUUUAACUAAUAGGAAAAAUGUAUAGCUGUAUUUAUGUACCAGGAACUACACCAUAGUAAUGGUUGUAUUUCAUUUGAACAUGCAUCAGAUUCCAAUUGAAUGCAUCCCAUAAUCAGUUCCCAGUUCCAC
Messenger RNA from Doryrhamphus excisus (bluestripe pipefish), 5880 nucleotides. It is a transcript of the gene nckipsd, whose product is annotated as NCK interacting protein with SH3 domain. Gene Ontology annotation, molecular function: Arp2/3 complex binding; protein binding. The record is from RefSeq and is a predicted model, not a curated record. Lineage: Eukaryota; Metazoa; Chordata; Actinopteri; Syngnathiformes; Syngnathidae. Gene Ontology annotation, biological process: endocytosis.